AUGAAGUCCAUCUCCCCUCUCGUUUACGGUGCCCUGGCUUUGGCCUCGACCACCUACGCGGCAUCCAUCCCCAAGGCUUCUGCCCGCACCGCCGAGACAGCCUCGACCUUCGACUACUACAACGGCACCUGCACCGCCGACAAGGUGUCCAUCCGCAAGGAGUGGCGGGAUCUGACCACCACGCAGCAGAAGGCUUAUCUCGAUGCGGAGAACUGCCUCAUCAGCCUUCCUGCCAAGUCGGGCUUGACGGCCACGACCAACCGCUUCAGCGACCUCCAGGCCCUGCAUCGCUACAUGACCAACACCGCUGUUGGAGAUAUCAUCCACGAUGUGGGUCAAUUCCUCCCUUGGCACCGGUACUACAUGCACGUGCAUGAGACCCUCCUCAGGGAGGAAUGCAACUACACCGGUCCCCUUACCUACUGGGACGAGCGUCUCGACGCCGAUACAGGCGAUAUGUUCAAUUCCGCCAUGUGGGACGCCGAGGCCUUCGGUGGCAACGGUUCUGGAGCUGACGGGUGUGUGGUGGACGGCGCGUUCGCCAACUACACCGAGCACAUCGGACCCCAGAACGAGGACACCACCUACUGCCUGAACCGCGACUGGGACAACGCCUGGGCUCUGGAGAUGGCUAACAGCACGGUCAUCUACGAUAUCUGUGGUGUGUACAACACGUACUCGCCCUGGUGGUACUGCAUUGCCGAGCUGCCCCACAAGGGUGUGCACACGGCUGUUGGUGGAGUGAUGGCCGAUAUCAAGUCCUCCCCGGGUGACCCGACUUUCUUCAUGCACCACACUUACAUCGACAAGGUCUGGUUUGACUGGCAGAGAGCUGACCCCGAGUCCCGUCUGUACCAGAUCAGCGGACCCUCCGUCAACGAGUCGGCCAACGUGGAGCCUGCUACCGGCUGGAAGAACACUACCCUCGACUACGUGCUGAGCUCGUACGGUAUCCUCCCCAACGUCACUGUUGAGACCGUGAUGAACCCCAUGGGUGGCUACCUGUGCUAUGAUUACCUGACCUAA
Messenger RNA from Aspergillus heteromorphus CBS 117.55, 1026 nucleotides. Its product is annotated as tyrosinase family protein. Gene Ontology annotation, molecular function: oxidoreductase activity. Lineage: Eukaryota; Fungi; Ascomycota; Eurotiomycetes; Eurotiales; Aspergillaceae. Bases 1 to 1026 code for a protein of 341 amino acids. The transcript has 4 exons. The record is from RefSeq and is a predicted model, not a curated record.